Messenger RNA from Hirsutella rhossiliensis, 2745 nucleotides. RefSeq names its product chitin synthase domain-containing protein. The record is from RefSeq and is a predicted model, not a curated record. Bases 1 to 2745 code for a protein of 914 amino acids. Gene Ontology annotation, cellular component: cell periphery; cell septum. Lineage: Eukaryota; Fungi; Ascomycota; Sordariomycetes; Hypocreales; Ophiocordycipitaceae. Gene Ontology annotation, molecular function: chitin synthase activity. The transcript has 3 exons.
AUGGCGUACAACGGCCCUGGCCAGGGCCGCGGGCUAGGCGGUAGCGGACACCCCAUGCAGGACCUCCCUGCGGGCGGCAACUACCACAUGCCGCCGCAAGAAAACGACGAAGAGGCCGGUCGCUACCUGCUCAACGAGCCCCCUGCCGCCGGGUACGAACACGAUCGGCUCGGCGCGCACACCCCCCCCGGCCGCCCCGUCUCCGCCUACAGCUUGACAGAGUCGUAUGCCCCGGGUGCCGCCCAACUUCCGGCUGCCGGUUCUGGCGGCUUCGGCGUCAACAACUACGGCCAGUACCCGCAAGACUCGGGCUUUGGCUAUGAGCGCCCCGUCUCGGCCGUCAACGACGAGGAGGAGAGCUGGGUGCAGCGCCAGCAGCAGCCUGGAGGCACCCGAGCCGGCGGCGGCCUGAAGCGCUUCAACACCAGGAAGGUCAAGCUUGUCCAGGGCUCGGUCCUGAGCAUCGACUAUCCCGUCCCCAGCGCCAUCAAGAACGCCGUCCAGGCCCGCUACCGCGACGUCGAGGGCGGCAACGAAGAGUUCAUGAAGAUGCGCUAUACGGCCGCCACCUGCGACCCCAACGACUUCACCCUCAAGAACGGAUACGAUUUGCGACCCCGCAUGUACAACCGACACACGGAGUUGCUCAUCGCUAUCACGUACUACAACGAAGACAAGGUCCUGCUCGCCAGAACUCUUCACGGCGUCAUGCAGAACAUCCGCGACAUUGUCAAUCUCAAGAAGUCGACCUUUUGGAACAAGGGCGGCCCCGCGUGGCAAAAGAUUGUUGUCUGUCUCGUCUUCGACGGCAUCGAAAAGGCCGACAAGAACACGCUAGAUCUCCUGGCCACUGUGGGCAUCUACCAGGAUGGUGUCAUCAAGAAGGAUGUCGACGGCAACGAGACGGUGGCGCACAUCUUCGAGUACACCAGCCAGCUCUCGGUGACACCCAACCAGCAGCUCAUCCGCCCCACCGGCGACAGCCCCCAGAACCUGCCGCCCGUCCAGUUCAUCUUUUGCCUGAAGCAGAAGAACAGCAAGAAGAUCAACUCGCAUCGCUGGCUCUUCAACGCCUUUGGUCGCAUCCUCAACCCCGAAGUCACCAUCCUGAUCGACGCCGGCACCAAGCCGAGCCCUCGCUCUCUGCUGGCGCUGUGGGAGGGCUUCUACAACGACAAGGACCUCGGCGGUGCUUGUGGCGAGAUUCACGCCAUGCUGGGCAAGGGCGGCAAGAAGCUCAUCAACCCCCUCGUCGCGGUCCAGAACUUUGAGUACAAGAUUUCCAACAUUCUCGACAAGCCGCUCGAGAGUUCGUUUGGGUACGUCAGCGUGCUGCCCGGUGCCUUCUCGGCGUACCGCUUCCGAGCCAUCAUGGGCCGUCCGCUGGAGCAGUACUUCCACGGCGAUCACACGCUGUCCAAAAUCCUGGGCAAGAAGGGCAUUGACGGCAUGAACAUCUUCAAGAAGAACAUGUUCUUGGCCGAAGAUCGAAUUCUCUGCUUCGAGCUGGUCGCAAAGGCCGGCCAGAAGUGGCACCUGACCUACAUCAAGGCCGCCAAGGGGGAGACCGACGUGCCCGAGGGCGCCGCCGAGUUCAUCAGCCAACGUCGACGAUGGCUCAACGGCUCCUUUGCCGCCUCGCUCUACUCGCUGAUGCACUUCGGCCGCAUCUACAAGAGCGGCCACAACAUCAUCCGCAUGUUCUUCUUCCACAUCCAGCUCAUCUACAACUUCCUCAACCUCAUCUUCUCCUGGUUCUCUCUGGCCUCGUACUAUCUGACCACCACCGUCAUCAUGGAUCUUGUCGGCACCCCCGUCGUCUCCAACGACCCCACCGUGGCGCACCACGGCUGGCCCUUUGGCGACACGGCGACGCCCAUCAUCAACGCGCUGCUCAAGUACCUCUACAUGGCCUUUGUGAUUCUCCAGUUCAUCCUCGCCCUGGGCAACCGGCCCAAGGGCUCCAAGUUCACCUACAUUGCCUCGUUUAUGCUGUUUGGUCUGAUCCAGGGCUACAUCCUUGUGCUCUCUGGGUACCUGGUGGCCCGAGCCUUCAACACGCCGCUCGCGGACCAGAUCUCGCUCGACUCGGGAGCCGACUUUGUACGAAGCUUCUUCUCCGGAUCCGGCGCGGCAGGUGUCAUCUUGAUUGCCCUCAUCACCAUCUACGGCCUCUACUUCAUCGCGUCGUUCCUGUACCUCGACCCCUGGCACAUGUUCCACUCGUUCCCCUACUACAUGCUGCUCAUGUCGACGUACAUCAACAUCCUGAUGGUCUACGCCUUCAACAACUGGCACGACGUGUCGUGGGGCACCAAGGGAUCCGACUCGUCUGACGCUCUUCCCUCGGCCCACAUCACAAAGGGCGAAAAGAACGAGGUGGUGGUGGAGGAAAUCGAAAAGGAGCAGGAAGACAUUGACAGCCAGUUUGAGCAGACGGUGCGCCGAGCCCUGGCGCCCUUCAAGGAGCCGGACGAGGUGGAGAAGAAGGACGUCGAGGACUCGUACAAGUCCUUCCGAACCGGCCUGGUCGUCUCCUGGCUCUUUUCCAACAUUGUGCUGGUUAUUGUCAUUACCAGUGACAACUUCAACUCGUUUGGCAUCGGGAAAUCGGCAUCGGUCCGCACGGCCAAUUUCUUCAAGUUUUUGCUGUACGCCACGGCGCUCUUGUCGCUGGUCCGGUUCUUUGGAUUCCUGUGGUUCUUGGGCAAGACUGGCAUCAUGUGCUGCUUCGCACGGAGAUGA